Molecule: messenger RNA, 1154 nt
Organism: Salvia splendens (bonfire salvia)
Lineage: Eukaryota; Viridiplantae; Streptophyta; Magnoliopsida; Lamiales; Lamiaceae
Product: peroxidase 27-like
Exons: 4
Coding region: 23-985 (320 amino acids)
Biological process (GO): hydrogen peroxide catabolic process; response to oxidative stress
Molecular function (GO): heme binding; peroxidase activity
Source: RefSeq, a predicted model, not a curated record
AGAAAAUAAUAUAUUGAACAUUAUGGCAAUUCUAAAGCUUGUUUUCCUACUUUUCUUCUUCCAUCAUGCCAAUGCACAAACACUAUCCACCAAUUUCCACAGCUACUCGUGCCCUAAUUUGGAGGGUAUAGUAAGCCAAACAACAUCAAAUUUUAUCUCAACCACCCCUUCGCUUGCUCCGGCCCUACUCCGAUUGCACUUCCACGAUUGUUUCGUUCGAGGCUGUGAUGGGUCCGUACUUCUAAACUCAACGAGGGGUAACACAGCCGAGAAGGAUGCAUUCCCUAACCUAAGCCUUAGAGGCUUCCAAGUAGUCGAGGCAGCGAAGGCUGCAGUCGAGAAACAGUGCCCACGGAUGGUGUCAUGUGCCGACAUCUUGGCCUUAGUCGCUAGAGAUGCAGUUUUGCAAAUCAAAGGACCAUAUUGGCCAGUGCCCUUGGGACGAAGAGAUGGAAUUGUGUCCAAUGCCAAUGAAGCAUUGGCUAAUCUUCCACCACCAUUUUUCAAUAUCAGUCAACUAAUUACUUCAUUUGCUUCAAAAGGGUUAAGUGUGAAAGACCUUGUUGUUUUAUCAGGAGGCCACACGAUCGGAGUGUCCUUCUGCUCGAGCUUCGCCACCCGCAUCUACAACUUCACGGGGCGGAAUGACGCGGACCCCACCAUGGACCCCGCCUACGUGGCCGCGCUGCGGCGCGCGUGCCCUCCGGCCGACGUCACCACCACCGUCGCCAUGGAUCCCGGCAGCGCCCGGGAUUUCGACGUCGAUUACUACUCGAUCGUGAAACAGAGAAGGGGGCUUUUCCAGACCGACGCAGCUCUCCUCGACCACAGCGCGACGAAUUCAUACGUGCAGCAGCAUUCCACCGCGGCGGGAUCGAAGAGUUUCUUCGACGACUUCGCGGCGUCGAUGGUCAAAAUGGGGCGGAUCGGCGUGUUGACCGGCCGCGCCGGUCAGAUCAGGAAGAUAUGCUCUGUUGUUAAUUAGCUCGCUUUGUGGAAUUUUGGGAUUUUGUUUUUUUUUUGUGGUGUUGGUUUUUGUUUGCUGGAGAUUAAUUAAUUUGAUGGUUUGUGACAUUUAAUUUGGGCUUUUUGAGUGUGUAAUUGUUUUGAGGUGUGUAAUAAAGAUUAAGUUAAUAAAAUGAAUGAAAAAUUUA